AAUUCUUUUUUAUUACAAUCUCCUUUCUAAGUUUAACAGUUGGAGCAGCUGAGAAUCACAUACUGUUUCCAUAUCAAAAGCUUGUGUUUGGGCAGACUCUUGUUUCUCAAAACCAAGUUUUCGAAACCGGCUUUUUUUCACCUGGAAAAUCGUUGAAGAGAUUCCUGGGAAUAUGGUACAAGAACACACCAGAUGUUGUAGUGUGGGUUGCCAAUAGAAACCAUCCCAUUUCUGCCUCAGAAUCACCAGUUUUGAUGAUUUCUGAAAAUGCAAGUCUUGUUAUAAGCAGUGGCAGAAGCAUCAUCUGGUUGGCGAAUUCAUCGAGGGUGGCCUCAAAUCCAGUGUUACACCUCCUGGACUCGGGAAACUUGGUUCUUGUACACGACACGAGCUCUACAACCGAAGAGUACCUAUGGCAGAGUUUUGACUAUCCAACUGACACCUUGUUACCAGGAAUGAAAAUAGUGGAUGACAAUGAAGCUGGUGUUGAGAGGUAUUUGACAUCAUGGAGAAGUCCAGACGAUCCUUCUCCCGGGGAAUACGUUCACAGGAUCCAAAACCGGGGCUUGGCUCAGAUGGUGACUCUGAGAGGGGGAAUGAAAAAAUACCGGCUUGGACAGUGGAACGGGAUAUGUUAUGCGGGUGCUCAAAAAUUUCCCAGUGCCGUUUACAAACCAGAGUUUGUUUUCAGAGAGGAGAGGAUGAUAUCUGUAGGAGAGCCCUACCAGAGCUUACUUCUGGUGAGAGCCACUUUAGAUACAUCUGGCGCGAUCUUGUGCCAUACCAUGAAUCUCAGAAGAGACAAGUGGAAUCUUGUCACUAUGUUUCCUCUCGAUACAUGCGAUGAAUAUGCUACCUGUGGACCUAACUGCAUCUGCAAACCUGAUAGGCCGAUUAGAUGCGAGUGUUUAAAAGGAUUUGCGCCAAAGUUCCAAAAGGAUUGGGACCUUCAAGAUUGGUCGGGUGGAUGCACUAGAACUAAACCAUUGAACUGCAAUGGGGGAGAUGGAUUUCAUCAGGUUGUUGGGGUCAAAUUUCCGGAUAUGUCGAGGUUUUGGUUGAAUACAAGCAUGAGCCUUGGUGAGUGCAGAGUUGAGUGCUUAAAAAACUGUGGCUGCACUGCUUUUGCUAAUCCCUUCAUUACUACUGGAAGCACUGGCUGCUUGAUGUGGUUUGAUGAUCUCAUUGAUACCAAGCAACUUCCUUCAGCGUAUAAUAACCAACACAUCUACAUCCGUGUACCGACAUCUGAAUUUGAUUUUGACAUGGGUUUAGAGGAGGAGAAGGAAAAGAAAAGGCCUACAAGGUUAAUAGUGAUAUCAAUUGUUUCUGGUGUUCUUGUCUCGGCCAUUAUCAACGGAAGUGUACUUUUCGUGGCAAGACGAAAAAGGCAAGCAGUAAAAAGGAAUAGUGAGGAUGUAGAAUUACCUACAAUCAAGAUGGCAACUAUUCUACAAGCAACAAAUAAUUUCUCCGUGGAAAACAUGAUUGGACAUGGAGGUUUUGGUCCUGUUUAUAAGGGGUACAUGCCAACAGGCGAAGUAAUAGCAGUCAAAAGAAUGUCGAGAUCUUCACAACUUGGUCUCGAAGAGUUCGGAAAUGAAGUGAUGGUAAUUGCGAAACUUCAACACAGAAACAUUGUUAGACUUUUGGGAUGUUGCAUUGAAGAAGAGGAAAGGAUGCUGAUCUAUGAAUAUCUGGAUAACAAAAGCCUCGAUUAUUUUGUUUUUGAUAACAGUCGGAGAACACAUUUGACAUGGCCUAAGCUUUUCGAUAUUAUCAUGGGAACGGCAAGGGGUCUGCUAUAUCUCCAUCACGAUUCCAGACUAAAGAUUAUUCACAGGGAUCUCAAAACAAGCAAUAUUUUACUAGACGGAAAUUUAACUCCAAAAAUAUCAGAUUUCGGGUUAGCAAGAAUUUUCGAAGAGGAUCAAUCUCUUGCGCGAACAAAAAGAGUUGUUGGGACAUUUGGUUACAUGGCUCCAGAAUACGCGAUUGAUGGGAAAUUCUCAAUGAAAUCUGACAUCUUUAGUCUUGGAGUGGUGGUGCUGGAGAUAAUUAGUGGAAAGAAGAACAGAGGAUAUGAACACACAGAUCACUAUCUUAAUCUCUUGGGCCAUGCAUGGUUGCUUUGGAAAGAAAACAAGAUAAUAGAGUUGAUGGAUGAGUGUUUGAAGAAUACAUUUGUAGAGAAUGAAGUGAAGAGAUGCAUGCAAGUCGGGUUAUUAUGCGUUCAGAAAUUCGCAGACGAUAGGCCAACCAUGCCAUCAGUGUUUUCGAUGUUAGCAAGUGAUGGAGCAGUUUUGCCCGAACCAAAACAGCCCGGAUUUUUCAUCGAAAGAAGUUCAAGCAGUAGUGGUACUUCUUCACCAUUUGUUGAGUCAGGGAAUAAGACAAUCACCAUUACUGAGUUGGAGGCCAGGUGAAGACAUUAUGCAAAUAUGUAUGUAAAUUUAUUUUGCAAAUAAGUGUCAAAUGUUGAUAUUGCUCUUUUUAUAUGACUAGUAGAAAUAAGGAAUAAAGUUCUAGCAAUUCCAAAAGUUCCACUUGAUUUGUGUUGUCUCCAAUUUCAUUUCCUGAACCAGAAACCAUU
Messenger RNA from Salvia hispanica, 2593 nucleotides. RefSeq names its product G-type lectin S-receptor-like serine/threonine-protein kinase At4g27290. Gene Ontology annotation, molecular function: ATP binding; protein serine/threonine kinase activity. Lineage: Eukaryota; Viridiplantae; Streptophyta; Magnoliopsida; Lamiales; Lamiaceae. The record is from RefSeq and is a predicted model, not a curated record. Gene Ontology annotation, cellular component: plasma membrane. Gene Ontology annotation, biological process: recognition of pollen; protein phosphorylation.